CCUGGCGUCUUCCGUGUCUUUACAAAGCAAGGGGCUAGCAACCAGAUGCGGCUUGAUGGGACAGCAGUGAGGAUGGAGGUGUCGGAUGUUGAGUGUAACCAGGUGAAACGCUUUCUGAAGCAGGGCGGCCGUAAGUCCCUCACCCUGGACUGCCGAUCGUUCCUGGCUUACAGCGCGGGUCACAUCAGCGGCUCGCUCAACGUCCGCUGCAACACCAUCGUCAAACGCAGAGCCAAGGGCUCGGUCAGCCUUCAGCACAUCAUUCCGGCCGAGAAACCUCGCAGCCGGCUCCAAGCCGGUUUCUACUCGGCCCUCCUUCUCUACGACGACAGGAGCCAACGGUUUGACCUGGUCAGGCACGACAGCACCGUUAACACGGUUCUCAACGCGCUGCUGGCAGCCUCCCACCCACCUCACAUCUACUUCCUGAAGGGAGGAUACGAGCGAUUUUCUUCUGAGUAUCCGGAGUUUUGUGUUAAAGCGAAAAGUCCAUCUGGAAUCUUGUCACCAUCCAACAUUGAGACACCAGGAACAAGUUUAAGUGCCUGUGGGACUCCCCUCCAUGACCAGGGUGGCCCAGUGGAAAUUCUUCCUUUUCUGUACCUUGGAAGUGCGUAUCAUGCAUCUAAAAAGGACACACUCGAUGCUAUGGGGAUUACAGCUCUCUUGAAUGUCUCCUCUAAUUGUCCAAACCAUUUUGAGGAUCAUUAUCAAUAUAAAUGCAUUCCAGUGGAGGACAAUCAGAAAACAGACAUCAGUUUCUGGUUCAUGGAAGCAAUAGAGUACAUCGAUUCUGUCAAGAAAGGUGAUGGCCGAAUCCUUGUUCAUUGCCAAGCUGGGAUUUCGCGAUCCGCCACCAUCUGCCUCGCUUAUUUAAUGAUGACUAAACGUGUGCGACUUGAGGAGGCCUUUGAGUUUGUCAAGCAGAAACGGAGCAUAAUCUCGCCCAACUUCAGCUUCAUGGGACAGCUGCUGCAGUUUGAAACUCAGAUCCUGGCUCCCUCACGUUCUGUCAAAGCAUCCAGUCCUUCAGCAGCCCUCAGGGAGCAGAGCAAAUCUUCAUCAACUCCAACAUCUCAGUUUGUAUUCAGCUUCCCUGUCUCCGUCAGUGUUCAUUCAACUCCAAGCGGUCUCAGUUACUUACCCAAACCCAUCACAACGUCACCAACUUACUAAUGGAUGAGUUUACAAACUCAACCAAACAUCCAUAACUUAUUGCUAAUAGAACAUUGAGUCAAGUAGUUUGUUAAACAGUCUGAACCUCUUAUUUUAAAGGGGCAGAAGAAGGUUAGCAUUCAGUUUUGACAACAAUUCACUUGUAAAAUUAUUGGCUACAUUUACACCUCACUUCCUAAAUGUCAAGACUAGAAACCUUCUUUCGCAAUAAGUCACUUUUGAAUAAACAUUAAAUUUUCUUUGACUCACUAAUUCCUCAGUACUGAUAUUGCAACUACUGAUUAAUGCAAGCUUCCUUCUCUGUUGAGCAAGGUGCCAGUGUGGGACUCCCAUUUUAACCCGCUGAUAGGCACCAAGUUAACAUCUCUGCACCUGUGUGUGAAUUAUACAUGACUUUCUCUCCAUAAAUGUCAGAAUCUAAAAUGGACAAAACAAAUACAAGGGUCACACUGAAAGUUGUAAAAUUGUAAAGCAAGACCUACUGCACACCACUCAGUCACAUGCCAAGCAGGAAGCAACACUGGGUGGGACAUUCAAGAAACCUUUUUCCCAUUGCGUCUUUCAGUUGCUUUAUUUAAGGGUCAGUUUGGGACUUGGCUGUGAUGAUCUGCUCUGUUUGUGGAAAAAUAAAUCCCCACAAUCUAUAUCAAACCAUGGAACUACUUUCUCCCACUAUGAGACACAACAGCCCUACACAUGCUGGAAAACCUCAAAGUGUAGGAACAACCUGGAUUUCCCACUUACACAGAAAAUAAAUCCUCAUCCACAAGCUAGGUUAGCUUUGUCUAUCAGCGUGGACAAGUCAUUUAGGAACCUGAGACAUUUCACAAAGGGACUAACAGUACUGUUGUACCUGCCAGAGUCCCAAGUAAUCCUGUACUCUUCCUAGGAGCCAGACUGCACCCUGCUCAUUUUAUUGGUUCUUGUUUUCAAAAUACCAGCAGAUAAUCACGAUUCAGAUGAAAGAUGAAAUCGAACUAGCUGAGAGGCACUGCCCAACAGGCAGUUUACUUCUGACAUUUGACAUUACGCAAUCAGUAAAAGGAAGGGAAAGGUGCCCAGGGUCAGCACAGAAGCAUGUCAAAGAAACAUUGUACCUUUAAAAAAUGCAAAAAUAACAUAGAAUUGAAAGCACAAUUUAAAAGAAAAAUGAUGUGAUUCAAGAAAAAGCCUGGAACCUGUUAAUUCACAAAGACGACAGACUGGACAGUGAAUGACCAACUAUCAAUCUCCAACACUGUGCUUGGCUAUUACUGUUUCAUUCUAUACUGGCCACAAAUCUUUUCUAAGCUGUAAUUUGCUUUCAAUUGAAUUCAAUACUGACUGAAACUCGCCCUGGACCAUUUUGGAAAAUACUUCUGGUUGGCUGGUUUGAAGAUCAGAAAUGAAUCUAAUCCAUCUUCACUAAAUAAUACUUUGUAAAGUCUUUGAUGCUUAAUGGUUUUAUCUCAAAAAGCACCUUUUCAAAGCCAGUUAUUACUCUAGUUCCUACGUAGGACAGAUUGGCUUGUACAGGACCCUUUAAAAGCACAGCCUUACUCUUAAAGUUUUAUUUAAAUCAUCGAACAGAGUGCUGCGGUUAUUUUUUGUGUGUGUGCAAUAUUUGGCGACUGGCCAGGCGUUCUGGAGUUUAAGGCUCCCUGGCUAAGCGCAUGCUCGGAAAAUUAAUCGUGUACCUCAGGUUCAUACAUUUUCAGUAUUUUUUCUACUUCUCAAUAUUCCGUCCCAGAUUUUGAUAGGAAAGUAACAGUGAAUUUAAUGUGUUAGUCGCGUGGUGAGCAAGAGACACACUAUAAGUUGUGAAUCACCACACAAGUUGCUGGAUGUUUUGUGCCAUUGUGUCUAAAAACUGAAACCUCAUCCACAAUCUUAUCGUGAGUUUAAGGAAUUUGUUGCAUUCGUGCCGUAAAUAAGAAUUAAACUCUCAGUGCAGAAAGCGAGGAGUGCUGUUAACGCAGUAUAAAGGUACAGUUAAUAAUUUAUUAUCCCAAUAGGCCACUCAUCCUUGAAAGGCCUGUAAGGGAAUAAUUGAAAGUAAGGAAUCUCACUCUCACUGGUAAUAAGCUGUUUCAAUAGAAUUUUUGAUUUUCUUUUCAUCCUUAAUGCUUAUUUCAGUCUCUUGUUUUUCUCUCUCAAUCCAAUCAUAUUUUCCCUCUCUUUAUUUCUCUUUUUCUGCAUUUAGUUUGACUUCAACAUAUCUGAUUCUCUGCUGCCAUUUGCUCCUUUAUUCUCUACCCUUAGGUGUUAUCUCAUAGUUCACCACAGCCUCAGAAACCUGUCUGACCAUUAUUAGUCCACUUCCAAGAUGCUCCACUCCAGCAAAUUCUGGGCCGAUGAGAAUAAUUUCUCAAUCAGAGCUUACGAACCAUUGGUGAGAUGAUUUAGAAACUUGAUCAUUGAGAACCCAGGACUAAAGGCGGAUCAAGACACAGAAUCAAUGUUCAACCACUUUAGCCCUGUCUGCAACCUACACUCCCACCUAGCAAUGUUUCACACUGAUUCAGAGUGUCAGAAAAAUAUCCCUAACACAAUAUACCUGAGUGAAUGUUUUGAUAUUUGCACAUGUUUUAUCCUAACUAUUUAUGAAUAAGGAGCAGUAAAUGUUAGUUCAGAAAUUGCUUGAGAAAAAUGUACACCAAGAAUGUGUUGUGGUAUUUUAUACUCUAUAUAUAUUUCGUUUCAUUUGUCACUCUGAAUGUCAGAACCUCAUUCUGAUUUAUUUA
This is a messenger RNA of Rhincodon typus (whale shark), 3899 nucleotides long. RefSeq names its product dual specificity phosphatase 4 (gene dusp4). Gene Ontology annotation, cellular component: nucleus; cytoplasm. Bases 46 to 1176 code for a protein of 376 amino acids. Gene Ontology annotation, biological process: negative regulation of MAPK cascade; endoderm formation; protein dephosphorylation. The transcript is spliced from 4 exons. NCBI's taxonomy places the organism in Eukaryota, Metazoa, Chordata, Chondrichthyes, Orectolobiformes, Rhincodontidae. The record is from RefSeq and is a predicted model, not a curated record. Gene Ontology annotation, molecular function: MAP kinase tyrosine/serine/threonine phosphatase activity; protein tyrosine/threonine phosphatase activity.